GCAUGACUAUUUCAGCGAAUUCAAAGAAUUAAUACGGAAGUACACAUAUCGGCAAACGAUAUUUAGCCGGCUGACUUGGAUCAUAACUGAGCCCUGAUACAUUUUUACCACACGCGUUUUCUUCCACGCGGAGUUCAGUCAACACACAACAAGUACAGUUGAUGAGACAGGAUUUAUGGAUGGGAGACCGAUACCUUUGGUAUGGCACGCCGGUCCGGAAUUGACAAGUACUGCGCGCCGAUCGCAAUCGCCCUCUGCGUGGUCCGUGGGACCGCUGGGACACUGGUCACCCAAGACGAUCUUCACAGUAGUGACCGCGUUUGUGGUCGCUACGACCACGUUUGCAUUUUACUUCGUGAAUGAUAGUGUCGCCGUGGAUUUUUCAACAACAGUUGUCUGGGCUUUUAACUAUCGUAAUGUAUCUGCCCCUGCACUGGACAAGCCCUUGGCGGCCAUCAAUCUGCCUCGAGCCAAGACUACAACGUCGGGCAACGACACAGGAGGGUACUGUCCUCCGCUAAAGAACAUCUCAAAUCUCAACAAAAGUAAUGUGCUGCACCUUGAAGAAACAUCGAUGGACACAACAGAGUCUCUUGUCUUUGGAGAUAUGAAGGACAAGAUUCUACACCUUGUGGAAGGGGGCAACCGACACUUGAGGGCGCCCUCGCUACAAACGACCUCCACGUCUAGCUACGAUGGGCUCCUGGAUAGUCUUAUCCCGCUGGGGGCCACCGUGGGCAACUACUCCUACUUACCAGGAGGACACUGGAGGCCAAGACACUGCACGCCAAGAUGGAAGGUUGCUAUCAUCAUUCCUUACAGACAUCGGGAGUAUCACUUGCCGAUACUUUUGCGACAUCUCGUUCCGAUGCUUAAGAGACAACUCCUUCAGUUCGCUAUCUACGUCGUAAACCAGGAAAAUGAUCUGCCUUUCAACCGCGCUACGUUGAUGAACGUAGGCUUCCUAGAGUCUCUGAAUUUCUCCAAGUGGGACUGUUUUGUCCUGCACGACGUGGACCACGUGCCACUGAGUGAUCUGAAUAACUACGGGUGUACAAACAUGCCAAAGCGAAUGUUGUCUGGAUCGGACAGAUGGAACAACAAGAUACCUUACCGUACUUUCUUUGGAGCUGUCACUGGUAUGACGAGGGAGAAUAUACGGACCAUCAACGGCUUCCCCAAUGUAUACUGGGGCUGGGGAGGCGAAGACGAUGAGAUUUGGAGACGAGUGAGGGCGCACCAUAUUCGCAUAAUUAAAACAAAAGGCCCGACUCACUUCUACAAGGUCAUUGCACAUCACCAUGACAGCGCUCCGAAAAAUAAAGAUAGAAAGAAGCUCCUUCGUACGUUCAAAUCACGCUUCAACCACGACGGGUUAAACAACAUAAAGUACGCUCGACUACGCAUAGAACUCCAUGCUCUCUACACAAAUAUAUCGGUUGACAUCCAAAAACUUUGAGCAUAAUGUCUAUCCACUGUGCUGCAACUAAUUUAAUACAUUGUUUCAAGAAACCAAUGAUGUAAUGUAAGGACAAUAUUACAUGUCAUAAAUAAAUAUGGUAUGUUAGGUGCCGAUUUCAGGAAAAAAGUCUCUGCGCAUUUUGUAAAGGCUUUAUUCGAAAGAAAAUAAUGCAGCUGCACAGCCAGUCUUCAAACGGCACUACUUCGGUUCCAGAUAUUCAAAAGCUCUGUGAAUACAGCACUAUAGUACAGUAGUGAUUGGCUGGUCGGCAAGCCGCUAUCCAAUCACAGUCUUUGUUAUAUCAUGGAUUGGCUGGCUUCCCGAGUGCAAUAAAUUAGGAACUCAACAAGUUCAGUAGUCAACUUCGAACAAAGGCAGAAGAGCGUGACGGGAAAUGCUGGUUCAAUGAUAGAUAGCCUACAUACCU
Molecule: messenger RNA, 1889 nt
Organism: Patiria miniata (bat star)
Lineage: Eukaryota; Metazoa; Echinodermata; Asteroidea; Valvatida; Asterinidae
Product: beta-1,4-galactosyltransferase 6-like
Exons: 7
Coding region: 176-1459 (427 amino acids)
Biological process (GO): carbohydrate metabolic process
Molecular function (GO): UDP-galactose:glucosylceramide beta-1,4-galactosyltransferase activity
Source: RefSeq, a predicted model, not a curated record